Molecule: messenger RNA, 1499 nt
Organism: Dunckerocampus dactyliophorus (ringed pipefish)
Lineage: Eukaryota; Metazoa; Chordata; Actinopteri; Syngnathiformes; Syngnathidae
Product: RCC1 domain-containing protein 1-like
Exons: 8
Coding region: 47-1177 (376 amino acids)
Source: RefSeq, a predicted model, not a curated record
CUUCGCAUUUCAAAUUUGCGGGUAACUGCGUUGCCGUGCCAAUGCCAUGCGCUGGUUCGGUUUCGGCUUUAACGCUUUUGGACAGCUACAUGUGUGUGAGAGUGUCACUAACAGCGAAGUUGGGAAGGUAGUCAAAGUGAUCAAUCCAACAGAGCUGAAAUGUCAUCUGAACGGAAGCUGCUGCAGACAAACAAGUGGAGUCCGAGCAAGCUGGAGUAGGCGGGCGUCCCUGCACUCGAAUGGUGGUGGAAGUUUGUGUCUUGCAGGUUUCAACGGUGGGAAUGACACCUUAUUGGUGGAGAGCCGCGGCUGCAAGGACGCUGCCAUCGGAGAGUCUUUCUUAAUACUCGCUUUUGCUGACAGACUGGAGUCAUGGGACUUGAACAACAACCAGAAGACGCCAUCGUGGAGCAUGGACGUAAAAACGUCACCUGUGGGCGAUGGUAUGCCCCUGAAGCUGCCAUUGAUCUCUGAUGGUUACAUUGCCACCAACCCUCCUUUCUACCACCCUUUAUCACCACAUCUGAAAGCCACCAGGUUGGCACUGGGUGCAGAGCACUCCAUCCUCCUCAGUGCCACUGGAGCUGUGUACACCUGGGGCCUAGGCAGUCAUGGCCAGCUUGGUCAUGGGGGCCUCUCAUCUGAAGAAGAGCCCAGGGUAGUGGAGGCCCUUUGGGGCAUGACUAUGGCCUGUGUGGCUACAGGAGGCUGGCACACUGUCUGCAUCAGUGAUGGGGGUGACUUGUAUGUGUGGGGCUGGAAUGAGAGUGGCCAGCUUGGACUUCCCUCCCAAGCUGUGAGGAGGACGCAGCAGUGUCAAAAUAGUCAACAAGCAGCAGGUAUGUCUUCCUGUAAAGCAACACCAGAUGAAGAGAAGGAAGAAGUCUUUAUAUCCAUCCAGGCAUUCCCAGCACUUUUGGACAUUACUGCAUCAUGUGAGGUGAAGUCGGCUGACUGUGGCUCUCGGCACACGGCAGCAGUAACAUCCACUGGUGACCUCUACACUUGGGGAUGGGGUGAAUAUGGUCAGCUGGGGUAUGAGACGUCUUGUUCAGAUGAGCCGCAGCGUGUGGAGUACUUCAGCAAACAAAAGAUGCGUGUUGUCGAUGUGACGUGUGGAGCGUGGAACACUUUCGCUGCCGUAGUCAAGGAGGAAGCAGCUGACUCAUACAGUUAAUAAACAUGGACUUCACUCCGUAUGCUUGGAGCUGAUGGUUUUACAACUUUAGCACUUAAAUUGAGUAUUUAGCAAUAUACUCUGUACAAAAAAACUGCAGGGGAAUAAUGUAGUUUGUCCACCUUUUUGUGGAAAUACAAAGGAUUUAAUACAAGAAUUUAAAAAAAUCACAGGUCUGUUCAUUUACAUAUAACAGCAGAUAAGUCAGUAAAAUACAUAUAUAAUUUAAGGCAAAUAAUUUAGCUUAUAAGAUGAACACAACAUGUGGGUGAUCCAUUUGUUGUCGACUGAAGGUCUUUACAGCACAAUUUUGAAGGAACUG